This is a messenger RNA of Annulohypoxylon maeteangense, 1497 nucleotides long. RefSeq names its product MED6-domain-containing protein. Lineage: Eukaryota; Fungi; Ascomycota; Sordariomycetes; Xylariales; Hypoxylaceae. The transcript is spliced from 2 exons. The record is from RefSeq and is a predicted model, not a curated record. Gene Ontology annotation, biological process: regulation of transcription by RNA polymerase II. Gene Ontology annotation, cellular component: mediator complex; core mediator complex. The coding region runs from base 276 to 1211 and encodes 311 amino acids. Gene Ontology annotation, molecular function: transcription coactivator activity.
GUUAAAGAUUGGUUGCUCAAUGUUGGAUGCUAAAGGUUCUACAUGUGAGGUACGCGAUUGCAGGGGACAAAUCUCCACAAAUUACUAAAGUAGGUGCCCCGCUGCGGGACCUAUCAUUUAUCGAUAAGAAGCUUCUCCGUACCUAGCUCCACCAUCCAGCGUAUCCACAAUUUAGAGAUCGCUCUACUUCGUAUUUACGUUCCUUGUUCCUAAUUUCUCAUCCUCAAAGCUUCAACCUCCAUUCAAUUCCUGCCGGUCACAACCAAACCGCGAAAAUGGCGGAACUGAAAGACCCCCUCGAUGAAACACGAUGGCAUCAUCCCAUCGAGUUACAGAGAAUCGGAGGAGUUCAUUCUAAUUCAGUAUUAUUCUACUUCGCCAUGUCCCCGUUCUUCGAUGUCACCUCGAACAAUGCAAUAGUCUUUAACCAAGCCUGUUACAAUCCGAGCAUGACUCAUCUUUUACAUACCCGUGAGGCCUUCGAAAGCCGUUUGAGAGAAAUGACGGGAUUGGAAUUCAUAGUUGCGCAGGAACCUGCAGAGACUGGUCCCGGCAUGGGAACUGGUGUCUGGGUCAUCCACAAGCAGACUCGCCGUAAGCGUGAACCCAAGGACGAAAUCGUCGUCCAUGCCGCUUAUUACGUUGUCGGAGAACACGUCUACAUGGCUCCCACUGUAGCGGAUGUGAUUAACUUUCGAAUGGUUACGAUCACCGAGACUCUGAGCAAGUGUUUCGCAUCCGCAGAUAAAUCACGAACCUGGUCGCCGUCCACUGGUCACGGAUACAUCACCGCGCCGACUACAUCGAACACGAAAGCGCAGACACUCGAGUCGAAAGCUACAACGCCAAUGCCCGAUUCACAAGAAGGCAACAAGGCCGUUGCCGAGGCUAAGAAGCCUACCCAGUCAGCUGUUGACUCUCGUCUAGCUGAGCAUUCCUUCAUGAUCCAUAUGCAGUACGGCGGGGAGUAUAUGGACGAGAAUCCCAUCACCGGCAAGCCCGGCGAGUUCCACCUUAGCUCGACAGGACGUAAAGAAAAAAUGCCGACAUUGGGUUUGCCGAGUCUGAACACGACAAUGGUGAGCUCAUCACUCAGCCAGCCGGACAAGAAGGAUGCGAAGACAGGAGAAAAGACACCGAAAACGCCAACGGGAAUGUCGAAGAUUAAGCGUAAGAAGAGUAGGGCUGGUGCAACUCCCACUUCGGCAUAGGAUACCGAAGAUGAGGUCAAGGAGAAUCAGAACAAGAAAAGGAAAAAAGUGAAGGCGGUGGCGAAGGCAGAAGAGACCAAGUUGGUGAAAAAGGUCAGGUUUGACUUGGAGUAGGAGUUUCGGCGAUAAGGCAUGCAUGUGGCGUUUAUGGGGUCAGGAAAUCGGAUUUUGAUACCCCCUUUCGUGUAGUAGGUACCUACAGUACAGUACCUACAUACCUACCAUUCGAUUUCCAAUGCAUUUUUUUUCUUCCGGGAUCAAUAAAAUUGCCGUCUUAUUACAAAAA